UGUACACAAUAAAAAUUAUGUGUGUAUGGAACGAAAUGCCAUCCAUCCAAAAAAUAAACAUUCGUUUCGUAAUUUUGGUUUGCAUUUUGUUUCAUGCGGUGAUAGUUGAAAUAGGAAAUAGCGCUAACUCCACUUAAAACCAUGAGGCUUACAAGUGCGUUUUGGAAAAUUGGUGAUAUUUCUAAAAAGUUUUCAAAUCUUCCUGAUACCUAUAUAAAACGAAGCAUGGAACAAGUAUACUGGAAAACGCCUCGCGGCAAACCUCAGUAUCUUCCUCGUACAGUUGAACGUAAAAAGUAUCGCUUUACUACCAAUCGUCCCUGGACUGGCCAGUUUCGACAGCAAAACAUGCCUGGCACUAUCCGGAAAAAAGUAUUCGUUGAACCAGUAGCAAAUUGGUCAUUUUUCAAGGGAGACCGUGUCGAAGUACUCGUCGGAAAAGACAAAGGUAAACAGGGUAUUGUGAACCAGGUAAUUCAAGAACGAAAUUGGGUCAUCGUGGGCGGAUUGAAUUGCCACCAUCGAAAGGUAGCUGAAGAAAAGGAUUACCCGGGAAUCGUGAUUAAAUCCGAAGCCCCUCUGCUAGUCACUCAUCAGGUUCGAUUGGUGGACCCGUCGGACUUGUUGGGUACUGGUAUCGAGUGGCGGUACACUGAAGACGGGGAAAAGGUUCGUGUAUCCACCCGAACUGGACGAAUUAUUCCAAUACCACAAACUAACGAGGAGACGCAUGACUAUAAAUCUAAGAGUGUAUAUGUAGAACGUCCUAAAGAUACGUUGGCAGAUGUGGUUAAAGAGAUUACCUUUAAACCGGCGUUGCGCACAUUUGAGAUGGAUAUCAUGCAAGAGAUGGGUAUUGAGGAGGAAAGGAUACCAAAGAAGACCUUCUGGUAUUAGAUAGUAAUGAUCAAGUUAUAAAUAUAUUAGCAGUUGGUAUGCCCAAAAUAA
Molecule: messenger RNA, 948 nt
Organism: Topomyia yanbarensis
Lineage: Eukaryota; Metazoa; Arthropoda; Insecta; Diptera; Culicidae
Gene: mRpL24
Product: large ribosomal subunit protein uL24m
Exons: 3
Coding region: 142-897 (251 amino acids)
Biological process (GO): translation
Cellular component (GO): ribosome; mitochondrion
Molecular function (GO): structural constituent of ribosome; RNA binding
Source: RefSeq, a predicted model, not a curated record